AUGGCAUGGCUUGUGGUUGCUCUCUCGCUGAUUGUUAUCUGGAUCGCUUCUAUUUUCAAAGUUUUCUUUGGAGCAACCUCUAGUUCCAACGCUGCGGUUCUUGAUAAUGGUAACAAGAAGAAUGUUCUGUUCGUCAUUGCACAUCCUGAUGAUGAGUCAAUGUUCUUUUCUCCAACAAUAAACUACUUAGCUUCCAAUGCCUACAACCUCCACAUGUUAUGCUUCUCCACUGGUAACGCCGAUGGUAUGGGAAGCAUUAGGAAAGAUGAGUUGCAUCGGGCUUGUGCAGUGCUCAGGGAUGGUUUUGGGCAAGUGUGGAGCCAUGAUUUGUUAGCAAAGAUCAUCGAUGAAGAAGUCAGUAAUCACGAUAUUCACACGAUCAUAACAUUCGAUAACUAUGGUGUUUCGGGUCAUUGCAACCACCGUGAUGUGCACCAUGCAGUAUUAAAGUUCUUGCAGACUAAUUCAGAAAGAAAUAUCAAAGCUUGGGAACUGGCAAGUCUUAAUAUCUUUCGCAAGUACAGUGGACCUAUCGACAUUUGGCUGUCACUUUUAUCCUCCAAAAGUCAUCCGAGCAAGGCAAUCAUCCUAAACGAGCAGCCUUGGAAAAGUUAUGAAGCAAUGGCACAACAUUUAAGCCAAUGGGUUUGGUUCCGGAAGCUUUUUGUUUCCUUUUCAAGCUAUACAUACGCGAAUACACUUGAUAGGAUCAACCCUUAA
Eruca vesicaria subsp. sativa (arugula) is the source of this 720-nucleotide messenger RNA. NCBI's taxonomy places the organism in Eukaryota, Viridiplantae, Streptophyta, Magnoliopsida, Brassicales, Brassicaceae. The record is from the annotation of a GenBank genome assembly.